AUGGGUAAUUUAAGUUCUUCCUUGGACGAACAUCCAACUCUGUACAUAAGGAAUUCCAAUCGAUUUCAUAUUACAGAAAUCGUGGUAUCAAAUUCUGCCCAUGACCCAUACAUAACGUUUCCAAUCGAAUCAAAUGGUAUUACCGCCACCUCAAACACCACAGAUCUUUUGGAAUUUAUUCAGGACCCUAACGCUCAAUCAAUCAUUCCAAAUAAAUUUCUACUUAAACUGAUAAAAGACAAAAAACUAGAAUUAAAAUUUAAAUUCAAUAUUGGUGAAACUGAUGGAAAUAAAGCUGAUGUGAAAGGUCUCACGUUUAUCAAUGUUGCCAGUGAAAGAGAGUUGGCAAGAAUAUUAACGGUCGAGUUCAAUGAUGAUCCUAAUCUCCAUAAACAUCCAAACGUUACACUUGUUGGAAAUUACGAGUCAGAUGGAAUAAAAACAUCCGAAAAUGAAUGGACAUGGAAAUGGUCUCCUCCACACAAUAUGGAUGAGGUUCAUCGGGGUUGGAGAAACCAUUGUUGUUUUGCCGAAUAUGAUGCAAAAGAUAAUACAUUUACUUUGUUGGCAUCUUUCACAUUUUGGGUCGCAGAUACACCGCGAAAUCACUAUCAUCGAGCUUCAAGAAGUUCGGGAUCGGUUGAUGGUGUAACAUUUUUUCCGAUAGCGUCAUCUCUGUUGCCACCAUCUCAAAAUAAUACACUAUGGUCUCUCGGUCUUCCACGUAGUAUUCGUCCUUCAAGUCCAGAUAAUGUAUAUCUUCCAGUACCGGGUCUGUCUUCACACACUUCAGGAACGGCAUCAUCCGUGUCCAGUGGAGGUCGUCGAUCUUCAGAUGACUUAAUGUUUCAGCAUGAACCUGAAGACGGUCCUUUAUUUCGUGCAACUUUGACUUCAUUCGAAAAGAAAACAGGUUCAUUAAAACAUCAUAUUAAACGCAUUUUAAAGACAGCAACUGCUUCUCACGACGUUCUUAUGGAAUGUCAUGAAACUGAGGAAGAGUUUUUAUCGACUAUAAAAGCUGCAUCUGUUGCACAUCCUCAAGCAUUUCAACCUAUUUUAGAUAAUUAUUUUGAAGACGCAUCAAAAAAGGUUGCAGCUUUUAGAGAAAGUCUUGCGAAUCAGAUGUCUGUACUUUUAAUAGAACCUCUCCGUAAGCUAUAUGAGAAUGACAUUAAAGUCGCUGAAAGCAAAAAAAAAGAUUUUGAGGAAGAAUCUCGUGAUUAUUACCAGUUUCUUUCUAAGUAUUUGUCUUUAACAAAAGAAAAGAAAAAGUUAGAAUCAGAUACUAAAUAUCAAAGCAAGCGGAAGAAUUUUGAGUUGAAAAGAUUCGAUUAUUAUGCGUACAUGCAAGACUUACAUGGAGGACGUAAAGAUCAAGAAAUUCUUUAUCAUUUAACGAAUUUUGCUGAAAAACAGUUUGCAUUCUUUCAACAGUCUGCUGGUGGUAUACUGAGUUUAAAGCCAGGAUUGGAUAAAUUGGCUGUAGAUGUUGCUGAGGCAACAAAAGAGAUACAUUUAAUGAGAAAAGAAAGAGAAGAGAGACGUAGGGCGCUCGAAACCCGUGCUACGACAGUAAAUCCAUUUACUAGUGAGAGUUUUAAUGAGGUAGAUUCAAAUGGUGGCAAUGGAAGCAAUACAAGUGACAAUAUGAGUGAUGUUGCGGAAAACCAAACUGCUAGCCCAGUUGGUUCUCCUAACGUGUCUCAAAAUCGGUUCAAAGGAAUUCGUGAUUUAGAACAGCAUGACUCCGAAACUGCAUCAGUCGCGGGUAGAAAGAAGGAGGGAUUUUUGUUUGCUACAUCACGAGCAACUCAGCAUGGAACUGUUGACUCUAUCUCAAAGACAAGCUGGCAUAAGUACUGGUGCGUUUUGGCAGGUGGUCAACUUUGUGAAUAUAGUAAUUGGAAGAAACAAUUAGAAGCGCAUAAUGAUCCGAUAAAUUUACGUUUUGCAGCAGUAAGGGAGGCAAGAGGAAUUGAACGACGAUUUUGUUUUGAGAUUAUUACACCUCAAUAUAGACGCAUAUAUCAGGCAACUUCAGCCGAAGAUAUGUCUUCUUGGAUAAAUGUUAUUUCUAAUGCAAUUGAAAGUCUUCUUAAUGGUACAAGUAGUUGUCGCAAUUUGGAUCAAGUUAUGGCUCAAGAUUCAAAUGGUGCCGGAGCUGGGGAGUUAUUUAAGAAACCAAUACAAAGAAGAGGAACGUUACCCAGCUUGACAGAUAAACGAAAAGUUGAUAUGAAAAAGGGCCUUGUGUCAUCUGGUUCCGAAGAGAUUACAUCGAACAAUCAAUCGGAUUGCCAACAAGAAAUUAACGAAAGCGAAAAAUCCGCUCGAGUUCUUGAAAGUAUUAAAGGCGCAGAUCCAUCUAAUGCAAGUUGUGCAGAUUGUGGUGCUCGUAAAACAGAAUGGUGUUCUAUUAAUUUGGGAAUUGUAUUAUGUAUAGAGUGCUCAGGAAUUCACCGUAGUUUGGGUACACAUAUAUCUAAAAUAAGAUCACUUACCUUAGAUACAACUUCAUAUACGCCUGACCUCGUUAAUUUAAUUAAAUCUAUUGGCAAUGCUCGAUCUAAUGCAAUUUGGGAAGCAACACUUGAGCAGCGGCAAAUACAGCAGAAAAUCGGUACACUAUCAGUGCCACUAAAAUUUGAGGCACCUUCUGUAUCACUGAAAAAUGAUGAUUCUUUCACUGAUGCAGAUUGGGAAGAUCUGAUUAAUUUGAUUUCACCAUCUAAUCAUGGUAUAACAAAGCCAAAUAGUACCGAUUCGCGUGACAUAAAGAAAAAAUUUAUUACCGCUAAAUAUGUUGAUAGGGUCUUCGUUGAUCUUUCACUUACUGAUGAGGAUAAAACUGCUACGGAUAUUCUUUUUGAAGCAGUAAAGACUAAUGAUAUACCUUUGGCGAUGCAAGCUAUCGCAUUAAAGGCUGAUGUAAAUUCAGCUCGUAGGUUUGAAGUGGCGGAUGAUCAUGGAUUGAAAACUCCAUUGUUAUUAGCAUUGCUCCAUAUUGAUUCUACAUUGGUGACCAAUGAAGGAGGAAAGAUAUUAUUUCCAAUGGCAGAAUUAUUAUUACAAAAUGGAGCAUACAUUGAAAAGGUCUUAUUUGACAAUUUAGAUGAUAUGCUUGGUGCAGCAUCAACGCCAAUAACUCGAAGCUCAGCAAAAAGCGUUGGAGCUUGGGCAACUGAAGUUGUUAAUGAUAUGAAAAAAUCAGGAAAAUCUGCUUUUGAUGUAGUUCAAGCUAGUGGUGAUAUCGCGGCCAUAAGAUACCUUACACCAAAAGUCCUUGCAAGAGGUGCUGCAUCAACACUUAAUAGUGGAACUUCAAUUACAACAACAAGUACAGGUGGUGUGGUUGGUGGUUCCAUUAUAGAAAAAAAACCUUCAUCAAAUAUUGGCCGAUCUAUAUCAAUAUCAGUUAAAAAUGUUCUCUCAUGA
Funneliformis geosporum is the source of this 3438-nucleotide messenger RNA. The record is from the annotation of a GenBank genome assembly. NCBI's taxonomy places the organism in Eukaryota, Fungi, Glomeromycota, Glomeromycetes, Glomerales, Glomeraceae.